CUCACCUACCUACUCCUCGCCCGCCUCCCACACCUCCGGGCCUCACUCGCGCCUUCCCGCCAGGCCGUGCGUCCCCGCGUGCCCCGGGCGGGUGGGAAGUACCUGCCGCCAUCUUGCUCACCAGCCUCCGAAAUGCGGCUGAGGCUCCUGAGCGUGGCGCUCUUGUUUGUGGGGAGCUCUCGCUUCCACUGCUCGCCCUCUGGAAGGCACAGGCUCGGCCCCUCGCCGGAACCAGCCGCUAGUUCCCAGCAGGCUGAGGCCGUCGGUCCGCAAGAGGCUCGAAGGGAGGGAGGGGCGCGUGCGAAGGAUUGUGGAACAGCACCGCUUAAGGAUGUGUUGCAAGGGUCUCGGAUUAUAGGGGGCACAGAAGCACAAGCUGGCGCAUGGCCGUGGGUGGUGAGCCUGCAGAUUAAAUAUGGCCGUGUUCUUGUUCAUGUAUGUGGGGGAACCCUAGUGAGAGAGAGGUGGGUCCUCACAGCUGCUCACUGCACUAAAGACGCUAGCGAUCCUUUAAUGUGGACAGCUGUGAUUGGAACUAAUAAUAUACAUGGACGCCAUCCUCAUACCAAGAAGAUAAAAAUUAAAGCAAUCAUUAUUCAUCCAAACUUCAUUUUGGAAUCUUAUGUAAAUGAUAUUGCACUUUUUCACUUAAAAAAAGCAGUGAGGUAUAAUGACUAUAUUCAGCCUAUUUGCCUACCUUUUGAUGUUUUCCAAAUCCUGGACGGAAACACAAAGUGUUUUAUAAGUGGCUGGGGAAGAACAAAAGAAGAAGGUAAUGCUACAAAUAUUUUACAAGACGCAGAAGUGCAUUACAUUUCUCGAGAGAUGUGUAAUUCUGAGAGGAGUUAUGGGGGAAUAAUUCCCAACACUUCAUUUUGUGCAGGUGAUGAAGAUGGAGCUUUUGAUACUUGCAGGGGUGACAGUGGUGGACCAUUAAUGUGCUACUUACCAGAAUAUAAAAGAUUUUUUGUAAUGGGAAUUACCAGUUACGGACAUGGCUGUGGUCGAAGAGGUUUUCCUGGUAUCUAUAUUGGGCCAUCCUUCUACCAAAAGUGGCUGACAGAGCACUUCUUCCACGCGAGCACUCAAGGCAUACUCACUAUAAAUAUUUCACGUGGCCAGAUCCUCAUAGCUUUAUGUUUUGUCAUCUUACUAGCAACAACAUAAAGAAAUUCUGAAGGCUUUCAUAUCUCUAUUUUGCAUUGUGUCCCUUUCUAUGUUCUAUAUAAUGAACAUCAUUUAGUCUUCUAGCAAUUAAUUGCCUACAUUAGAGAUUUCAUGUGAACAUUUUAUGGGCUGUAUUGUGACAGAUAUACAAUUGUAAUUUUGGCACUGAAUCACAUGCUUCGUUGAAAUAUCUUGUUUUAUUUUACAGUCAUAAUUCUGUAUCUGGAAUACUCAUAGAGUUUGUACAAAAUAUUCAGUUAAACAUAUAUUUUAUGUGUAUAAAUGCCAAAUAAUAGUUUAUAAUUAAAAUGAAAGCUGUUAUUUGGUUAAAUUAAUCAAAAUUCUUUCUUAGAUUUUAUUCUAAAA
Messenger RNA from Nomascus leucogenys (northern white-cheeked gibbon), 1533 nucleotides. RefSeq names its product transmembrane serine protease 12 (gene TMPRSS12). The record is from RefSeq and is a predicted model, not a curated record. Gene Ontology annotation, molecular function: serine-type endopeptidase activity. Gene Ontology annotation, biological process: proteolysis; acrosome reaction. NCBI's taxonomy places the organism in Eukaryota, Metazoa, Chordata, Mammalia, Primates, Hylobatidae.